Molecule: messenger RNA, 5191 nt
Organism: Capsicum annuum
Lineage: Eukaryota; Viridiplantae; Streptophyta; Magnoliopsida; Solanales; Solanaceae
Product: protein DEFECTIVE IN MERISTEM SILENCING 3
Exons: 19
Coding region: 231-1787 (518 amino acids)
Source: RefSeq, a predicted model, not a curated record
CACUUGUUAUAGAGUAUGAGUACAGAUUUUACCAACAAAUAUGAAGUGCCAGUCUCACUGUCCUUGGAAUCUCCGGCAACCUAACGAUGGACGGCGGCCAACGGAGAAUGUCAAUUGGUAAUGACGAGUUUCUCUUGGCAAGAUUCAUUCAGCAAGUGGAAGUGGUUAUGAAAAAAUGGAAUCUGCCAAUGGGCGGAAUGAGGAGGAGACCAUUCAACAAAUCUUAAGAUAUGAUAAAUCUGCAGCCAGUUAAAGCUCGUCAUGGAACUCAGAUUACUCAUAUUCCGUUUAUGAAGGAUGUGAUGGGAAUUGUUGCUUUGCCUGGGAAGGUUGGCAGGGACAAUCUCAGCAGUUCUCUACAGCUAUGCUCAAGAAAUUUUAGCAGUUGUUCACUCUGUCCCAAUCAAGAUGACAAGAUGUGGCUGCGUGAAGGCAAUCGGGACACAAUGCAAAGUGGUUCUGGUUCCGUUGAGGCAGUAAUCCGCCAUUCCAAGAAGCUUGAGAAUGAAAUGAAAGAGAUAGGUCUCAAAAUCAAGCACCAUGAAGAUAAUUUCGGAUUCCUAAAGGUUGAGAUGAACAAGUUGGAUGGUUCAAUUUCAGACAUUCAAGUUGAGCUUGGCCAGUAUCUUUCAGAAAGUGGAACUGGUUCUGAAAAUAAGGAAUCUUCCAAUGGGCAGAACGAGGAGGAGACCACUCAACAAAUCUUAAAAUGUGAUAAAUCUGCAGCUGGCAUCUAUUGCCAGCUGAAACCUCAGAUUGCUCGUCUUCCAUCGCUGAAGAACGUGAUGGGAAUUGUUGCUUUGCUUGGGAAAGUUGAUGACGAUAAUCUCAGCAGGAUUCUCUCCAAUUAUCUUGGGCGAGAAACAAUGUUGGCAGUUGUUUGCAAGACACAUGAUGGACUUGAAGCACUGGAAAAAUAUGACAAGGAUGGUUUUAUAGAUAAAAGUUCUGGUCUUCAUGGACUUGGAGCUUCAAUGGGGAGACCUUUGAAUGAUCGAUUUGUCGUAAUCUGUGUACAGAACUUGAGUCCCUACGCUGGUGAAUUUAUUGCCGAUGACCCUGAGAAGAAACUUUCUAUAAAGAAGCCAAGAUAUCUCAAUGAUGAAGUUCCUUCUGGAUUUAUUGGCUUUGCUGUCAAUAUGAUCAAUAUUGACUCAGCGAACUUGUAUUGUGUGACAAGCACUGGUCAUGGGCUGAGAGAGACCCUCUUCUACAAACUUUUCUCACGGUUGCAAGUAUACAAAACAAGGGCAGACAUGCUGCAGGCACUACCUGUUGUAACUGAUGGAGCUGUAUCAUUGGACGGUGGGAUAAUAAAGAGAUAUGGUGUAUCUUUCCUAGGCGAGAGGGAUGUAGAGAUCAAAUUUCCGAAGAGUUCCGGAAGGUCGAAUCUACCUGAAAACUACUUUAGCACUGAGCGCCAAAUGAAGGAGCUGAAAUGGAAAAGAGAAAGAUUUUUUGAAGAUUUACAGAGAGAACAAGGAUUGCUGGACCAUGCGAAGCUCAACUUUGAAACAAAGAAACGGGAGUUUAUCAAGUUUCUUGAAGAUAGCUCAUCCUAUGUUUCCGCGACGUGGUUGUGGAGAAGAUUAAAGGAAAAGCAGAUGAUGCAGCUGCUGUUAUCAACAAGCUGCUCAGAUCACCAAAAUCUGAACAACUGUAUUUCAAAUAUGCUCAUGACAUACUUGAUGCGGUUCCACUUCUUGGAGAGGUUCGGACCCAUAAGCUUAGCAGUAUGCUUUCAACAUAUCUUGGAGAAGAUCAGAUGCUUGCUCUGUAAUAUGUGAAUCCCGUGCAGUUGCCAGAGCUCUUGAAAAUUAUCAAAUGGAUGGAAAUGUAAAUUGCGCCAGUGCUUUUGACAUAUUAGCAGCUAAGCAUGGAAUUUCCAUGAAGGGUCGAUAUUUGGUUAUAUGCCUUGAGGAUAGAAGUCUCUUGCAUCGUCUUAUUUUUUAGCCUUUUGUUUUAUAGCUGGAAAAUAGCUGUUAGUCAUGCAUGGAUUGAGAUCAUGGAACGGAUUGUGUGGGAGCAUCUCAUGGCUUAGUCCAUCUUAACUCUUCUUUGUCUUGAGAUGAUUCAGUUUCUUCUUCUUUUUAUUUUGGAAGAUGAAGAUGUAUAUUUUCUUGUUGCACACGCUCUGUUUCAUGUCUAUGUAGGGUCAAAGCAAAUAAAAAUCACCGUCAUGUUCCAUUCUUAGGGGAAAACGGGAAACAUUUUUUUUUUAUAAUGGUAAGAACUUAAGGGGAAAGGGAAACAAAUAUUUGUAGUGCCAACAAGACCUUAGCAUGUGGAGACUUUUGUGUACAAAAAUGAGCAUUUCCUUGCUUAAAGUUAUGUCUUGUCAGGACGUAGGUGUUGGAAUGGAAUAGCUCUCUGCAUUUUGAGAAUAGAAGAUGACAGAAGCAUGGGAUUUAAAGAAUGUUAGAGUGGGUUAGAGUCCUACAUUGGUUGGGAAUUGACGGGUGGUUUGCAUAUAUGGCCUUGGGCAAUCCUCAUUCCUCCCCUUGUAGCUAGCUUUUAUGGUUGAGUUAGCACGAGGUGCCGUAUAUGUACAUGGUAUUAGAGCCAGAUCCAUGCUCCAGUUGAGCCUGGUGUGAAGGGGUUGUUAGAGUUCAACAUUGGUUGGGACCGGUGGUUUGCAUAUAUGGAUUUGGUCUCUCCUCCCUUUGUGAGCUAACUUUUGGGGUUGAGUUAGGUCCAAGUGUCAUAUCUUUACAAAGAAGUAGGCAAAUAGUGAAGUUCACUGUACUUUUCAGAAAAAAAAAACAGAAAAAGAAAAAGGAAGCUCACUGUACUUGUUUAAAAAAAAAAAAAAGAGGAAGUUCGCUGUAUUAUUAUUGACACUUGUAUCUUAUACUCUGAAAUCCAGGAUUCUCUCCAAUUAUCUUCGGCGAGAAACAAUGUUAGCAGUUGUUUGCAAGACACAUGGAGGACUUGAAGCACUGGAAACAUAUGACAAGAAUGGUUUUAUAGAUAAAAGUUCUGGUCUUCAUGGACUUGGAGCUCUAAUGGGGAGACCUUUGAAUGAUAGAUUUCUUGUUAUCUGUCUAGAGAACUUGAGACUUGCUAUGAAGAAGCCAAGAUAUCUCAGUGAUGAAGUUCCUUCUGAAUUUCUUGGUUUUGCUGUCAAUAUGAUCAAUAUUGACUCAGCGAACUUGUAUUUUGUUACAUGCACCGGUCAUGAACUGAGAGAGACCCUCUUCUACAAACUUUUCUCACGGUUACAAGUAUACAAAACAAGGGCAGACAUGCUGCAGGCACUACCUGUUAUAACUGAUGGAGCCGUAUCUUUGGACGGUGGGAUAAUAAAGAGUGUUGGUGUAUCUGUCCUGGGAGAGAGGGGAGUAGAGAUCAAAUUUCCGACGAGUUCCAGAAGGUCGAAUCUACCUCGUCGACACUGAGAGCCAAAUGAAGGAGCUGAAGUGGAAAAGGGCAAGAUUUGUUGAAGAUUUACAGAGAGCACAAGCAUUGCUGGACCAUGCAAAGCUUAAUUCUAAAAUAAAGAAAUAAGUGUUUAUCAAGUUUCUUGAAGAUAGCUCAUCCUUGUUACCGCGGCAAGGCAAAUGAGGAGCUUGGGAAGGAUCUUUUGCAGACCUUACAGUAAAAGAAAGGAAACAAUCUCUAUAAAAGGCAUCUCGGCGAGGACAGCCAUGCCACCACAUAUGUGUUUGGACGACCCUAGAGCCCACCAGUAGAACCCAAUCCUUAAGAGACUAUGGUCUAAGGGGCUAAGCUUCACCUCUUAUAUCACUGUUGAUUCUUUUCACGACUUGGGCUUUGAUAAAGACGUAAUUGUGGAGAAGAUUGAAGGAAAGGCGGACAGUGGAGAUGCUGUAUCCACAAGCUCAGAUCAGCAAAAUCUGAACAGCUAUAUCUCAAAUAUGCGCAUGACAUACUUGACGCGGUUUCACUUCUUGGAGAGAUUUGGACCCAUAAACUCAGCAGGUUGGUGCUGGUAUCCUUUCUGAAUAGCUAUAUCUCAAAUAUGCUCAUGACAUACUUGACGCGGUUUCACUUCUUGGAGAGAUUCGAACCCAUAAACUUAGCAGCAUGUUUUCAACAUAUCUUGGAGAAGAUCAGAUACUUGUUGUAGCAUGCAAAUCCCGUGCAGCUUCCAGCGUGGUUGAAAAUUAUCAAAUGGAUGGAAAUGUGAAUUGCGCCAGUGCUCUUGACAUAUUAGCAGUUAAGCAUGGAAGUUCCAUCAAGGGUCGAUAUUUGGUUAUAUGCCUUGAGGAUAUUAGGCCAUAUAUGCCAGUAGUCAUCAAUGAUCCCCAAAGAGAACUUGCUUUUCCGCACCCUACUUUUUCAAACGGAGAAACUCCCCCAGGCUUUUUAGGCUGUGCGGUUAAUGGUACUCCUUCCUGCAGAACAUCUGCAGUCUAGAACUGCUUUAGGUCAUGGUCUCGGGGAGACAUUAUUUAUUGUCUGCUCUGUAAACCUCAAGUCUACAAGUGUAGAGAGCACUUUACAUGGCAAGAUCCUGCAUAGAAGAUGGUGCAGUUUCCUUGGAUGGUAAUGGUGAGAGGAAAUGGAGUUAUAUAUAAUGGAUCCAAGGAACCAUAUAUUCUAUUUCCAGUUAUCUGUCUGGAAAGACAGUUGCGCCUCUCACCUGAGAAGGUAGAAAGAUUGAACGGAAUCGGAGACUUGAGGCUGGAACUAAAUCAUAUGGAAGAUUAGAACAGGAAGAGAUUAGGUCUAGGGCAAAGUACAAAACGCCGAAAAGCCCAAGUAUCAAAAGCAGAUAGACGAUCAGUUGGAACCUUCACCUGGAAUGUACAAUUCUGACAUGGAUAUUAGCAGAACUAGUAGUUGAUGCUGAUUUGCUUCUUCGGAGGCUGGCUUGUACAUGUAAUUACCUGAAACAAAUCCUCUGUUUAUUUUGGCUGGAGACCUCCCUUGUUCGGAACAUAUUUGUGUCUUUCCAUAUCUGUUUGUGAAGAAACGGUGUGUAGUAUACUGUACAAAUCAACACCUACAGCCAGUCCAACAAAAUGAAUGAUCAAGGUGUAUCUUUCCACCUACUCUGUCUCAGCUUCAGCCUUCAGUGGGCAGAGUUAGUUGUCUUUUGUGGAGUCACAGGAAUCAUUUAUUGAUCUCUGUUUGGAAUGGAAUUAAAAAUGAAGCUGUUGCAUCUGGUUCCCUUUUCAGAUAUGCUUUUCUGUUACAGUAGGAAUAACUACUGAUUUUUGCUUUU